AUGACAACAGCUACUUACGGGGGAGACGAAGUCUCAGCCCUAGUCUUCGACAUCGGCUCCUCGACCAGCAAAGUCGGAUACGCGGGCGAAGACACUCCGAAAGCAGUAUACCCGUCAUGGGUUGGAUACCCCGACGACACGGGCGCGGCGCCAAUGGACACCGACGAGUCGAAUAACGCGACGACGGGCGGGAUGGUAGGGGAGGAUGGGUCGGAGGUCAAAGCAGAGGGCGAGGACUCUGCAAAGCCGAAAGGGAAAAAGUUGAAGCCAAAGCGCUUUGUGGGCGAGACGGAGCUGUAUCCCUGGCAGCCCAACGUGGAGUUGAAGAAUCCGCUCAAGGAGGGUGUCGUGGAAGACUGGGAGACAUAUGAAGCGCUGUGGGAUCACGCAUUUUCGCGCCUGAGAGUGGACUCCAGCGAACACCCAUUACUUCUCAGCGAGCCAUCAUGGAAUCCGCGGGAAUCGAGGGAAAAGCUGAUCGAGCUGGCUUUCGAAAAAUAUAACGUGCCUUGCUUCUACCUUGCGAGGAAUGCUGUCCUGGCUGCAUUCGCGGCUGGGAGGUCGACGGCGUUGGUAUUGGAUUCGGGCGGUGCGAUGACAAGCGCUGUGCCGGUCGUCGAUGGAUACGUUCUGAAAAAAGCCAUACAAAAGCAGCCUUUUGCAGGCAACUUCAUCUCCGAUCAGGCUCUCCUAUACCUCGACCAACUGGGCAUCAAAGUCACCCCACAGUACUUGGUCGCCAACAAACAAGCCGUCGAUGCCGGGCAGCCCGCCAAGUAUGACUUGAGGGAACGACCAAACACGCGUCCGUCGUACCAUCGCUUGGCUGUUGAGCGCGCAAUCGACGAGUUCAAGGAAACAGUAUGCCACGUGUCCGAGUUCCAAUUCGAUGAAACAGCAUUGUUACAACGGCCUGUCAAGAACUACGAGUUCCCCGACGGCUACAACAACAUCUUCGGCAUUGAGCGCUUCAAGAUCACCGAAUCCAUGUUCUCUCCAAAAUACGUGUUGCCGGACCCAUCACAACCCCCAGAAGCAGCCAACCUAGAACCGAUCAGCGUGACCCGCCUGAUACAGAACAGCAUCAACAUGUGCGAUCCGGACCUACGGACGCUGCUGUACCCCAAUGUCGUGCUCACGGGCGCGAAUACCCUGCUGCCGGGCUUUGCGGACCGUGUGCACUCCGAGCUGUUGAUUGCGGCGCCUGGGUUCAAAACCAAAAUCCAAGCAGCCGGUCAAACAACCGAACGCCGCUUCAGCCCCUGGAUCGGCGGCUCCAUCCUCGCCUCCCUCGGCACAUUCCACCAGCUGUGGAUCUCGAAGCAGGAGUAUGAGGAGUCGGGGGUCAAUGUCGAGAAGCGGUUGCAUUAG
Molecule: messenger RNA, 1371 nt
Organism: Fimicolochytrium jonesii
Lineage: Eukaryota; Fungi; Chytridiomycota; Chytridiomycetes; Spizellomycetales; Powellomycetaceae
Product: actin family
Exons: 9
Coding region: 1-1371 (456 amino acids)
Biological process (GO): regulation of transcription by RNA polymerase II
Cellular component (GO): SWI/SNF complex; NuA4 histone acetyltransferase complex
Molecular function (GO): chromatin binding
Source: RefSeq, a predicted model, not a curated record